CUUUUCUUUUUUAGAUACCAUAAGGGGAAGAGAAAGCAGAAAGACUCACAAAACGAGACAAGGGAAAGUAACCAUGGAGGAGGGAUAAGAUGAUCAAUAUCUAAUUAAUAUGAAAAGAAGAAAGUGAAGGGGCACUGGUAAAAACAAAGUAUCAAAUGCAAAUACUGGGGUCUGUGUUUUGAUCUGAAGUGGGGUUUGUUUUUUGUCUGUGAUUUCAUGAAUGGUCCCAGAACCUAACAGAACCAGGGUUCUGAUCAAGCAGGAGAGGAGAAAACAAAAGGAAUACUUUGAAAGGAACAGGUUAAAAUCAAAAAUGAAAUUACUGGGAGUUUUGUCCCCUGCAAAAAAUUCCACUGCCAGUUUAGACCUCCUUAACCUAUAUAUGGUAAAUCAGAUAUCUUGUAAGAAGAAAACACCUGAAACUGUAAAAAAACCAUUCCAUGUGAAUAUGAAUAGCAACAUAAAAAUGCUUCCAAAGAAACGUGAAUUAGAACUUCCAAUGUCACCUCAUUGUACACCUUCUAAACUCUGCCUUGAUGAUGUAGAAAACAAUAUACACUAUCAAAAACUAGGUAACAAGGAAGAACUUGGCCAAGUUCAGUUAUCUCAAGUGAAGAACUCAUACAGUAUGUUUGAACCUCAGUUCAGCAGAAUAGAAAAGUGCAAUUUUACUCCACCAUCUUUUUCAGCAGAAUUACCUUCUCACAGACAUAUUCCAAAACAAAAUUUAAUUCCCAGAAUAGCAUCUAGUCCUCAGAAACUUGAAUAUGAAAAAAAGCAAGAUGGGCAGCUGAACAAUGUGGAUUGUUCUAAUUCUUUGGUUUCCAAAAUAAAUGAAAGUCAAGAUGACCUCAGUUCAUCAUAUAAACUAGCACAAUUUGAAAGAUUAAACAG
Urocitellus parryii (Arctic ground squirrel) is the source of this 894-nucleotide messenger RNA. Lineage: Eukaryota; Metazoa; Chordata; Mammalia; Rodentia; Sciuridae. The record is from RefSeq and is a predicted model, not a curated record.